Macrosiphum euphorbiae (potato aphid) is the source of this 495-nucleotide messenger RNA. The record is from the annotation of a GenBank genome assembly. Lineage: Eukaryota; Metazoa; Arthropoda; Insecta; Hemiptera; Aphididae.
AUGUUGACAACCGAACAACGGUCGUCCACGUACCUCGUGCCCGGAGAACGGCAUGGCGCGUCCGUAGUAUCAAGACAUGGCGGCCGCGGAAAACGGUCGGACGGAGGUGAACGCGGCAGACUUCUCUCCUCUAGACUUUGGCGGACGUCGGCGAGUGACAACAGCGUCGGUAACCGGCGAUUAUCGUCGUCGGUAAUAACGCCGUUGCGUCCGGCAGCAUCGCAUUCGCGCGCACAAGAACGAACCGAUCUAAUCGACGACGGCGGCGGCGACCCGUUCACGUUUACGAUCGUUCUCAAUGGACACCGACGAGCUGCGGCUGUGGCACGUUCAAAACGACACGAAACGACGGCGGCGGCGUCGUCAUCUUACAACUUUCCCCGAGUAGCAGACCAUAUUGUUUCACGGCGCACGACAAAACAAAAACACAACGGAUCGGCGAAAAACAAUAAACACGACACGCACGCGACUUGGCAAAAAAAUUAUUUACACUAA